Dermochelys coriacea (leatherback sea turtle) is the source of this 1844-nucleotide messenger RNA. RefSeq names its product PHD finger protein 13 (gene PHF13). NCBI's taxonomy places the organism in Eukaryota, Metazoa, Chordata, Testudines, Dermochelyidae. Gene Ontology annotation, biological process: mitotic chromosome condensation. Bases 185 to 1381 code for a protein of 398 amino acids. The transcript is spliced from 4 exons. Gene Ontology annotation, molecular function: chromatin binding. The record is from RefSeq and is a predicted model, not a curated record.
CCUCACCCGCCCGGCAGCCUCGUGACAGGCCCUCGGGGGGGCAGGCCCAGGGGAGGAGCCUCCCCGUAGCCCCGCACGGCCGUGGGCGAAGGAAACAAGACCCCGCGGCCGCCCCGCGCUUACCGCUCCAGGCGCCGCCCUCCCCGCAGCACCCCCCGCCGGCGGGCCUGAGGGAGCGGGAGGCAUGCUGGGGGCUGUAGUUCUCUCCGGGACUACAACUCCCGGCAGCCCCUGCAGCGAGCGCCGCCGGAGCCGCUCGCGGGGAGGGGGAACUACAACUCCCGGCAGCCCCUCCGCCUCACACGGCGCCCGCCCCCUGCCCCUCCUCCCUCCCACCGGUACCGGGCGGUUCGAGGUGUCGGCGCUGCCGGGCGAGAUCGAACUGCUUCGUCGGUAUCGGGCCCGCGCUCCGGGCAGCCCCUGGACCCACCUGCCCGACCCCGGCCGCCUGCGCUGGGACAUGGACCCCGACCCCUGCGCCUCCCCCUUCCCCCCUGAGGAUUUUUCUCCCAGCUCCAAGAGACACAGAACUGUGGAAGAUUUCAACAAGUUUUGCACCUUUGUCUUGGCAUAUGCUGGCUACAUUCCCUACCCACAAGAGGAGACCCCCUUGAGGAGCAGCCCCAGCCCCCCCAAUAGUACUGGAGGUACCAUCGACAGUGAUAGCUGGGACCCCCGAUUCAGUGACCUCCCUUCUGCUGUCUCCCUGCCAGUCAAGAGCAGAAAGAGUUUUAGUCAGCUCAAGCGAGCAAAACCAUAUGUUUCCCUAUUCCAGCGGGCAAAACCGAGCAGCUUUCUGCCAGAGCGAAAGCAAACCGAUAAGAUCAGAAAAAAGAAAAAACUGAAGAGAAGAGAAACGGAAGCGCCUGUGGAGGAAGAAUAUGGGGGGAAGCUGCUGAAGCUGGAGGCAGAGGAUUCUUGUGUUGAGACCCCCAUGAGUCCUUCAUCUGAGGGCGAUCCUCAGUCUGUGACUGACCAUUGCUCAGUAUGGGACUCUGACACUCCUUCCAAUGUCUCGUACCCUCCUGAGACUUCUGAGCAGGGCAUGGAGAUACAGAGCGUGGGCAAACGCACGGUCAUACGGCAGGGCAAGCAGGUUGUGUUUCGGGAUGAGGAUGGCAUUGGUGAUGAUGAGGACAUUAUGGUGGAUUCAGAUGAUGAUUCCUGGGAUCUCGUCACCUGUUUCUGCAUGAAACCUUUUGCUGGACGGCCAAUGAUUGAAUGUAAUGAGUGUCACACAUGGAUUCACCUCUCCUGUGCCAAAAUCCGCAAAUCAAAUGUCCCGGAGGUCUACAUCUGCCAGAAGUGUCGGGACUCCAAGUUUGAUAUUCGCCGCUCAAACCGCUCCCGGACGGGUUCACGCAGGCACUUUCUGGACUAGUGGAGGGAACUACCAUGCCGGCAUUCUGCUUGGGCAGAUUAGCCAUGCAAAACACAGAACUCCAGCCAGGGGGGCAAGGAGAGCUCCUCUGAACUGCAGUUGCUCAGGCAAAAGUGUCUGUCUGUGUAAACAGACAUAAGGUAUUCAAUGUCUUUGACUGCCAGAGCUGGAAGAGGCCUGCUGGCCAAAACUUCUGCUAGAGGCUGAUUAGCUAAAGCAGGGACACGCUAAGCACCCCAGGUUCCGUGUGGUUUUGUCCAGUUUAGACUAUAAAUGGGAUGAUGAUUUGGGAGUGUAUACCUUUGCCACCUAUCAAUUUUCAUCCCACUGGGAAAGUGCUAAGAAAGUGCAAGACUUCUAGGUAGGUGCUGAAGAAAAUAAUUAUCCUCCAAAGCAGGAGCAGGAGGAGAGAAAUCUCUGAAGAGUCUGAAAAUAAACAGCCAUAUGUUUUAUUGUAAUACUA